This is a messenger RNA of Mesocestoides corti, 2922 nucleotides long. The record is from the annotation of a GenBank genome assembly. NCBI's taxonomy places the organism in Eukaryota, Metazoa, Platyhelminthes, Cestoda, Cyclophyllidea, Mesocestoididae.
AUGGUUGAAGGUCCUUUAUGUUGCUUGACGGCUGACGAAAACUUCUCAAACUUUAAUCUCACUGACGGUAACUGCAGCUCAGAAGAAAUUUGUCAGGCCAUCAACAAUACGAAAAUCGAGCAUCAAAGUUCCGUGUCAAGCUUCAUUCAUAACCACCAAAGUGGGGACACGUCAAAAGAACAUGGGACGCGGGUGAUAUUACCUACACAUUCUCCGAAUCCAGAUAAACUUGUUGGAAAAGCGUCAGUGAAGAGAACAUCUACAAGGUUUUCACGUUUUCUACUGCCUUGGUUAGAAGGCAGAAAAGUGGGUACGCCCGGAAAUCCAUUUGUAGGAAAAAAACGUUGGGAAAAGUUUAAUCUCAAAAGUAAAGACACAGCAUGCUGUUCAUCAGUUUGCGAUGAUCCACCCUACGAAAAUAGUGACUCCGAUACCUUGGAUGAUAACAGUUUUGAUUCUGCAGUUGUGGCAGAAGAUACUCACAAAAAAGCUUUACUUGACACACGGCAAAGUAAAUCAGUGGACUGUUUUAUUGGUAAUUGGCUAGCCACCCAGAAUAACUCUUCAAAGAUUGAUAGUUUUGCCAUCGAUCCGGACGGCGAAACAGAGUGCGACGUCGUCGAAAGCGGACGGUUAGGCUUCUGUGGUUUAUGUUCAUGGCAUCGGAAGGGGCGUCGCCAGAAAAAUCUUAAACGUCGCCAACUUAAGGCACCGCAGGUGGAGCAAAUCGUUGAACACUGCGGUGUUCAAAAAGCCGGAGACUUGGAGUCUACGUCUGCACGGAUUUCCACUCCUGGGACACCAAGUUUCAGCGAUAUUAGGGUAUCGCCUCCACCAAAGUUUGAUUCUACUGUUGAAUUCAGACUGAUGGAAGCAGUCACAAAAGAAAAGACCAAAUCGUACUCCUCCAUAGAGGAGGCAGAGCAACAGCACCUCUCCACGUCUUACAGCAGUGGUGCGGAGAGUGAGCAGCUAUGUAGGCGCCUACAAUGCCUCAUACCACAAGAAGACGCGUGGUCGAAGACAUCUUAUGCUGAAGAUAAUGACAGCGAUUGGGCUGUAAUGAAAUACGAAACUGACGUUGGUCAGACAAUUGUGGCAGGCAGUAGUAAGACAAAUGCAUCGUUGUCGCCUCUUCCACCUGAGGGGUAUCAAGUUCUCCACACCUCGUGUCCCCAGUCGCCAGUAGAAGUCAAGCAGUCCAACUGUUCUAACGUUCAUCUGGCUGAAGUGAUUACAGGAUUUGAGACUUGUUUUGUGGAAAACAACGCUUUAUUGUGCAACACAUUCGACCAACGAAUAACUAAUUACAAUAAAACAGAGUCGACAAUUUCAACGCCUAGCAGUGCAACUGAACGUUACAAAGAUGGACCACUGAAUUCUGCUCGGUCUGGUUUUCAUUAUGGACUACAUUUUUCACUUCCCGAGCUGAAUUUGUGUAAGAAUGGGCGCAAGUCAACACUGACAAUGGUGAGACACAAUUACGGCAUCAAAGGAUCCUGUUCCAUAUUCGAUUCGAUGCCUCAUUUGAGGCAACCUCACAGACUAUACCAUACACCUCGGCCAGUAAGUCAGACGACAUAUGUGAUUGCAAAAAUUGAUCUCCCUGACUCGGUGGGACAAAGGACUUAUUCCAUUAUUUCCAACUCGCACUCCGAGUGUAGUCUUGGUGGAGUAGUCGAAACGACCAAAUCGGAUACUACAAACGUGAAAUGCCAGCUACAAUCCAACAAUAAUGCGGCAGUCGAGCCCUGCUCGAGUCAAGAUCACGCCCUCCCCGGAAUGGUUCAAAAGGAGCCAACUCUUCUCAGUUUAAUAAAAGAAGCCCGAGCAGUGGGCAUGGUUCCUGAAAGCUUGCCAGAACCUUCGUACUCAUGGACUAAGAAGGAAGCAUCAGAUGAUGAUUGCAUGAUUCUUCCAAAUCGUCGACUAAAGCAAACAGAGAUGAAGGAAAAAGCGAGUCGCAAUAACGGCGAAAAGGUAGAAUCGGGACUCGCGCCGCCCACCCUACAACCGAAUCCACCGAGUGUUGCCAAAGGACACGAUACAUCGUUACAAAGCGUCAUUGAAACUAUGCAAAAAUUAAAAUCUGCGGAGAUGCAAAUUAAAGCCCUGAAAGAAGCACAGAACACGCGGAAAAAUACCAUCAGCACAAAUCAGGAAGUAGCAGCUACCGUGCCUAUAGGUAAGGCACCGGAGGCAACUGUAGUCGACUAUAAGGAGCGAAAACGCUUACGACGCCAAAAGGAGCUUGAGGAGGCUCGGAAGGAAUUGCUAGAAGCGACAAAAAGUGCUCUGAAGGAUCGAAUUGCAUUCCACAUGAGAGAAGAAGGACAUACACCCCCGGACGUUCAUGGAUCUACAUUAGCUAAUGUUGAGCCAAAGGAACACUUAACUGACGCUGAAAAGUUUUCAUCCAAACCUCAACCUGAUGUAUCGCAUCCACAACAACCGUUCGUGGAAGAACCAAAAGAACAAGCACCACUUGGGUCGGGUUCAGCGAAUUCAGGCAAUGAUGCGUGUAAAAUUAAAUCUAAUGAAGAGCUAAUGAAGGUAAAGGAACUAAGAGAGGAACCUCCAAAAACGGUAAUGUUUAAAGUGGAAAAAACAGUUCUAGUUCGACCAGCAGCAGUUCUUCCCAUUCAACGUCACAGUCUUAUUCGCAGGAUUCCUCAGAGGGCUGUAGUUGCAGAAGCAGAGACGAUGAGAGUGAAAAUUCCACCACGAGUACAUCAACAGAAAUCUCGCGUUCCACGUCGCCUUGUUCUUCCCUUACAUCCAAUUCGACUUCAUGUUCUUAUUCAUCGGGUUCAUCAUCGUAAAACGACAAGGAAAAUCGGCACACCCACGUUUUCUUUUUUACCAACACUGAGCAUGUGCAAACCCACCGGUUUCCGUCUUGUUGGUAGCUUAAGCGAGUGA